Messenger RNA from Oncorhynchus masou masou (cherry salmon), 4888 nucleotides. RefSeq names its product gap junction alpha-9 protein-like. Gene Ontology annotation, biological process: cell-cell signaling. Gene Ontology annotation, cellular component: connexin complex. Bases 3255 to 4874 code for a protein of 539 amino acids. Gene Ontology annotation, molecular function: gap junction channel activity. Lineage: Eukaryota; Metazoa; Chordata; Actinopteri; Salmoniformes; Salmonidae. The transcript is spliced from 2 exons. The record is from RefSeq and is a predicted model, not a curated record.
UCUUGUGUAAACUCUAUUUGGUGUUAUACGACAAAUAGUUCAUCUUGGUAAAACAUAUCUUAAUUCAUCUGGUCUAUAGCAAGCCAGACAUGGGGGUUAGUGAAUGGGUACGGAGCAGAAUAUUUGCUUGACUGAUGUCUGACCUGACCUAGGGUGCCACGCUUCUAUUAUUAGCUAACAGUGGCUUCAAAAAAGACAAUUGAUCGUACCCCAAUGACAGCCACCACUCUAGCCAGUUUAUGUGGAACAUUCCAUAGUUCCAGACCCGGAACAUCAAUACAGUGCCAUUAUUUAAUUGUGUGCUUGCUAGUCUGCUUUGUGGACACUUAAACCAUUGGUUAAGAAGGAUAAUGAACUUCAGAAAGUACUGAUAAAUUAGUAAUGGACAAGUUGUCAUAAAUAUUGGUUCUUAAAUUCAACAAACUGCUGGAAAAUAGGCUAAAUAAAAUCCUCAAACAAGGUUCACCUAACGUGAAUCCCUGACUAUAAAUGUAUUUGAACCCGACUCAUUUGGAAAGUGAAUCAAUCCCCCCUCUUGUUGCCAAAUGAUUUGACCAAAAUUCUAAAGAGAGACCAUUUCAGGGCAGUACACAGGGUUCUCAGGUGAAUGGUAUAGUCAGUCUAUAUUGGGUACCAGUCUGUUUGAGAUUGAACAAUGUUAGCUCCUGUAGUAAAGCAGAACCAGACUGGCACACCAUCUGCUCAGCAAUAAUCCACCCAGGAUUUGGGGUUAAGGUUUUCUACUGAGAACCAAUAUUUUCACAUUUUCCCUUUUGUGCAGGUCAUUAGUUAGAGCAUGACAAUCUGGUUUACUCAUCAUGGGGAGAUACUAGUAGAAAAUGUUUGGAUUUGGGCCAGUAGAUAUAUGUAAUUGAUUCUUUAGCCACAUUUAAAAUGAAUGAGUGGGAGGUGCUUUGGAAAGCUGGAAAGUGUUCCAGAUAGACAUUAGGGAUUGCAUUUGAAAGAAUGUGUUCUAGUACUCUCAUGAAGUUAUUUUCAGUAAGCUUAUAUUAGUUUUAAAUUAAACGGGUUUGACGGGAAAAUGUAUCCUGUAUGCAAUUGGUUGUUCCAAUUACUGGUUGUUCUGAAACACAACUGAAAAGAAAGCGUCAUGUAUUUUCACUGCACUUGAUACACUCCACAAACUAUAAACAGAGCUUGAAAUUGUGGCAUUGCUUAUAAAUUUAACUGGCUAAAUAUACAGAACAAAAAUGGGAGCUAGCCCCACCCACUGGAGAGCCAGGACCAGCCAAUCAAAAUGGGGUUUCUCCCCCACAAAAGGGCUUUAUUACAGAUGUAAAUACUCCUCAGUUUCAUCAGCUUUCCGGGUGGCUGGUCUCAAGACAAUCCCGCAGGUGAAGAAGCCGGAUGUGGGGGUCCUGGGCUAGCGUGGUAACAAGUGGCCUGUGGUUGUGAGGCUGGUUGGACAUACUGCCAGAUUCUCUAAAAUGAAGUUGAAGUGGCUUAUGGUAAAGAAAUUAAAAUUACAUUCUCUGGCAACAGCACUGAUGGACAAUCCUGCUGUCAGCAUGCCAAUUGCACACUUCCUCAAAACUUCAGACAUCUGUGGCAUUGUGUUGUGUGACAAAACUGCACAUUUUAGAGUGGCCUUUUAUUGUCCCCAGCACAAAGUGCACCUCAUACAGCUUAAUAUGCCACAUCUGUCAGGUGGAUGGAUUAUUGUGAAAAAUGAGAAAUGCUCACAAACAAGGAUGUAAAAAAAAUGCCUGCACAAAAUGUGAGAGAAAUAAGCUUUUUUGUGCGUACGGAAAUUUUCUGAGAUCUUUUAUUUCAGCUCAUGAAGCAUGGGACCAACACUUGACAUGUUGCAUUUCUAAAUUCAGUGUACAGGAAUUUGAUUAUUAGUAAUAGAAUAUAAACUUUUAAUCAAGUACUCACACCCAUCCCUAAUAGACAUCAAUUGCACAUCACACAGAUUGGCAAACUCCUAUUGGUGUUAGUCUACUUGUUGAUAGGCAAAAUGACAGACCCAUGUAACUGCACAGUGCAUUGACCAAAGUCGAUUAUCAAAAUCUCAUCGACAAUCCAUUCCUUUGGAAAUAAUGAUAGUAUGAUCUGGUUCAAGGAAAACCACAAAGAAAGUUGUGUUUUCUGGCCAUCACAUGACACUAUAUGUAGGCUACAAUGAUCAGAACUGCAUUUCAUUUUGUAACUGAUUUAUAAACACUUUUGUAACUGAUUUCAGGUCAAGUUACAGGACCCAGGAUUAUGCCAACUCCUGGACAAAAAAAAGCAGACAAAGUUUUGAAUAUACCCUUAACAUCUGUGGUAAUCAGGUUUAGGCUCAAUUUGAAUUGAGGCAGUCAAUUUAGGAGUACACUGAUAUUCCAAUUCAAUGAAAAAGGGAAUCUCUUUUCCACUACUUCUCAAUAAACUGAAAUGGAGAAGCUAUUUAUGUCAAAAGUUGUCAAAUGUUCUGAUUUUAAAUUCAACUCACUUCCUGAAUUGACUGACUUCAAUUGCAACAAGCCAGAGUAAUCGAUUUCUUGUAAAUUAAUACAAAUAUUGUGUCAACUGCCAGAGACAACUUAAUUACAGAGAGGAAGCACCAGAGUAUGAAAUCGGACAUGACCCAUUGAUUGCAUUACAAGAGUAAAAAACUAUAGAUCUGAACGAGUUGUGGCACAGUCCCAUAGCGUUAUGUUGUUUGGGAGGGACACCAGAACCAGUAACUGAUUUCAAAACAAACUCCCAUCACAUUGCCUAUGUUUACCUUGAUCAUCAAACAUCAGAUAAACUGCACCAAACAUCUCUCACGGGGGCUAUGGCGUAUAGCCUUUAGAAUCUACAGACGGCAGACAAGAGGAAACCUAAUAAGUAGGCCGUCUGUCCAGUACAACAGCUUUCCAUGCUUCACUCUUAUAUUCCUAGCUAUACAUUCAAGCCACACUGGACUGUUGAAAUUUAAGUUCAGCUAGUCCUUUAGGAGAAGCCAAAUAUCUUUUCAACCAAGGUAAUUCCACUGUUUCUUUUUAAUUAAGGACAUUAUUUAACUAACCUAUAACCCUGAAUCAAUAAAUGGCAAGCAUGAAUAGGCUGAAACUAUUGCUGUGUGGCUAUGAUUUAUCUUGUACUGUAUUGGUAGAACUCUGAUUAUUGAUUUUAUCUCGCUGACUGACCAGAAUCUGGCACUGGCAGCUGUCUCAACUGUUCAGUCAUAUGUGGUGUACUGUCGGCACUGGAAACCCUGGUAAAAUUUGGGUCACAGAAGUUCAGGUGAUGCGCAUCGACAGAUGUGGAGGGGGCACAAACGAUUUUCUUUUAAAGCUUUUUGGUGGCCUCAUCGCGGCUGGAUGACCCGUGGGGAUUCAAAUCACCGGCAGUCUGUCCAUGCUGCUGCAAGACACAACGAUGCCCGUGUAAAGAUGGGGGAUUGGAAUUUCCUAGGGGGGAUAUUGGAGGAGGUGCAUAUCCACUCCACUAUGGUGGGAAAAAUCUGGCUCACCAUCCUAUUCAUCUUCCGCAUGCUGGUGUUGGGUGUGGCGGCCGAGGACGUGUGGAACGAUGAGCAGGCCGACUUCAUCUGCAACACGGAGCAGCCCGGGUGCCGGAACGUCUGCUACGACCUGGCUUUCCCCAUCUCCCUCAUCCGCUUCUGGGUCCUUCAGGUCAUCUUUGUCUCAUCGCCCUCACUGGUGUACAUGGGCCAUGCUCUCUACCGCCUCCGAGCCCUGGAGAAGGAGCGGCAGAAAAAGAAGGUCCUGCUACGUCGCGAGCUGGAGCUGGUGGACGUGGACAUGGUGGCUGCUCGGAAAACGAUUGAGCGAGAGGUGAGGCAGCUGGAGCAAGGCAAGCUCAACAAGGCUCCGCUGUCGGGGUCCCUGCUGCGCACCUACGUGGCCCACAUCAUUACCCGCUCCGCCGUGGAGGUAGGUUUUAUAACGGGCCAGUACAUCCUCUAUGGCUUCCAGCUCGCCCCUCUCUUCAAGUGCGAGCGUGAGCCUUGCCCCAACGCGGUGGACUGCUUUGUUUCCCGGCCCACAGAGAAGAGUGUCUUCAUGGUCUUUAUGCAAUGCAUCGCUGUAGUCUCCCUCUUCCUAAACAUCUUGGAGAUCAUGCACCUGGGCUACAAGAAGGUCAAGAAGGGCAUCCUGGAUUACUAUCCACACCUGCAAGACGAGCUUGACGACUUCUACUCAAGCAAAACCAAGAAAGACUCCGUGGUGCAUCAGACAGGCAUUGCUUCCUCCGGCUGCAAUCCCACCAUGGCCUCCGCGCCCAGUGGCUACAACCUCCUACUGGAGCGGGCCCAGGAGGGUCACACCUACCCCUCCCUUAUCAACCCCUCUGCCUUCCUCCCUGUUCAGGGUGAACUGGCUGGUAAAAGGAGUGUGGAAGAACUCAAAGAUGCUGCACAUAGCCCGACGGAGCACAACUCCAACUCCAAUAACACCAGCAGUGACAGCCGUUCACCGCCCUGUGACUCAGUGACCCCGCCAAAGCAGGAGCCAGAGGAGUCUGCACACCUUCCCCCUCACAGCGAGGAAGAGAAGAGGGGGAGCCCAGACUCUCCCAGGCGCCCAAGGGAUGCAUCUCACGCCUCCUCCUGCCCGACAUUGCUAGUAGGCACCGGAAGGAAAACAUGGAGGGUCAACGCUCCCUCAAAUUGUUCCACAGUGGUGGAGGGCAAAAGCUCAGACACAGAUUCUUAUGGGGGUGCUAAGGCCAGUGGUGGGUACCAAGCCCGGACUGCGUCGAAAUCGGAACCCAAAAUGCGUCCCUCCACCCCAGACUCACUGGGGGACUCAAGUUCAGGGUCACAGCACAGUCCGAGAACACCCUCUUCCAAUCGCCGACCAUCAUCCACAAGCAACGCAAGUAGUAGGCGAGCCCCUACAGACUUACAAGUCUGAAUGCUAAGAGUAAA